GCCAGUACCCCCCUUUUUGUUCUAAACCAGUCAUUACCAUGUGUGGCACAUAUACAUCAAUAUGUUUUCCUAAGGUCAAUUUCCUUGCUUCUUGUAUUAAUGUCACUGUUGCUGCUACUGCUCGUAGGCACGAUGGCCAUCCAGCACUUACCGGAUCCAGCUGUUUGGAGAAGUAUCCCACUGGUCGCUUCCAGCUACCCAGUCUCUGCGUCAGGACUCCCAAUGCCAAUCUUUGUCUCUCGUGCACAAACAGCUGGAAGUCCUUGGUUAAAUCUGGUAAUCCCAGGGCGGGUGCUUUUAUUAACGCUUCUUUUAGCUUUUUAAAAGCUUCCUUUUGGGACCCUCCCCAAACGAAGGUCUGAGAUUUCUGUGCCUCAUAUAAAGGUUUAGCUAUCAGUCCAUAGUCCGAUAUCCAUAACCUGCACCAACCCGCCAUUCCAGGGAAUGUUCUCAGUUCAUGUAAAUUCCGAGGCUCUGGAAUAGCACAAAUCGCCUUUAUACGAUCAAUUCCCAACCUCUGUUGUCCCUGGGAGAUUUCACAGCCCAAAUACAUUACAGUAGUGCAGGCAAUCUGGGCUUUCUCCCUCGAAACCUUAUACCCAUUUAGUCCCAAUUGAUUCAGGAUCUCUAUUGUUACUCGUAUGCACAGUGAUUUUUGUUCAGUUGCAAUGAAUAUAUCAUCUACAUAUUGCAAUAAGAGAUAUUGUGUUCUUGGUACCUGAAUUUUCCCUUGAGUUACCCAGAGUUCCAAUUCUUUCGCCAGCUGAUUUCCAAAAAGCGUCGGGCUAUUCUUGAAUCCUUGUGGAAGUCUCGUCCAGGUUAACUGAGUCUUACGUCCAUUGUGUGGGUUUUCCCAUUCAAAGGCAAAGAGUUUCCUACUACUUUUGUCAAGGGGAAUGCAGAAGAAAGCAUCUUUCAAAUCGAUUACUGUAAACCAUUUAUAUUUCUCCUUUACAGAUGUCAACAAUGUAUAUGGAUUAGCCACUACCGGAUAGAUAUCCUUUGUUAUUUCAUUUAUUGCCCUUAAGUCCUGUACUAACCUGUAUUCACCAUUCGGUUUCUUUACUGGAAAAAUUGGUGUAUUAUAUUCUGAUUCACAUUCUUCUAAAAUUCCAAAUUUAAAAAAUUUCUCAAUCGUUUUCACUGUCCCAUAUCGUGCCUCCAAUUUUAUGGGAUAUUGUUUUAUCCGUACCUGUCUUGCUCCUUCUUUCAAUUUCACUACUACCGGCUGAGCCAUCUUUGAUUUUCCCGGAAUUUCUGUUUCCCAAACUGUGGGAAUCACUGCUUCCUCUACUUCUCUAGGUAUUCGGCCUUUGGACUGUCCUUUAACACUAGUAUCUGUCCGGAUUGUGAUUCCGGUACCUGCAUAAUCAAUUCUCCAUUUUCAAAAAUAAUUUUAGCGUUUAAUUUUGAUAAUAAAUCUCAUCCCAACAGGGAAACGGGACAGUCCGGCAUGUAUAGAAACUCAUGUAUCAAUUCCUUUCCCCCAAACCGUAAUUCCAGGGGUCGCAUGAAUGGCCGCACUUCCUCUCUCCCUGUGGCCCCUAUUACGGUGGUAGUCUUAUCCCCUAUUUUCCCAUACAGGUCAUUUAACACAGAAUAAGUUGCACCAGUAUCGACUAAAAAUUGUACCUCCUCUUCCCCCAGCCUUAUUUUCACUAGUGGUUCACCCUUUUCCGAUUCUAGUCAGCUCUGACUCCCAUAUUCUUCCAGAACCAUGGCUUUUGCCACCUCGGAUUCCCCGAAGGAGUAUCCAGAUUGCGGAUUCUGUCUCAGUCUCUGAGGGCAUUCAUUUUUCCAAUGCCCCUCCUGUUUACAAUAGGCACAUUGAUUAAUGCCUAAUAUGCCUGAUCCUGACCCUGGAUUAUUAAGUGUUCCAAAUCCUCUUCCUCGCCCACGCAUUAUUCCUCUACCUCUACCCCUAUUACCAGGGGUACCUUGUCCUUUGCCUUGUAUAUCUCGCUGUCGGGUCCGAUGUGAAACUGCGGUGACGGGACAUUCCCGUUCUUUUCUACAUUCACAUCCUUUAUCUACUUCUAGAUUCUCGUCAUCACUGUCAUCCCUUACUUUCCUGCUUCUUAAAGCAGGUGGGGUUGACGGGGCUGGUGGGGCUAUCAACAAAUCAGAAUCAUCAUCAUCUUUCUGAAAUGUUGAACUUGCCCACGUCGGCGCUGCUCACCCUGCCGCUGCCGCUCUUUUGUCCUUGGCGGCGGGGCUCGCCGCGCCUGCGGAGGUGGGAGGCGACGUCAGUUGCCGCAGCGGGCGCCGCGGACACGUCACGUGGCCCAGGCGCGCGGGUCGGGGGGCGCGCGCGGACAAAGGUGGGACCCGCGGCGGGGUGGGGGGGAGGGAGUGGUGUGUGUGGGACGGGACACGGGACGUGAGCGCUGCCGCUGCCACGGCCCGCUCCGACCGCCGCGGACACGGCGGAGCUACGGGCACCGCCGCGCCCUCCCGACACCCCCCCCCCCCCGAUAGCGGGGCGCAGACUGAUGCAACACCGGCGGGCGAUUGUCACACCGCCGGACGGCGCUUCCCGCGCCGCGGCCGCCUCUGUGUUUACCUCCCCUCUUCCCCACCGGCGACACCGGGCAUCCCCGGCGCUUUCAAUGGGAAAAUGCAAACCAGUCGCGGGACUUCAUCGCGCCGCAGCCGCUCGGGGUUUUUCCAUCCCGGCGGCGUGUCCCUGGGCGCACCCGCCACCGCGUGUCCCGGCGGAGCACGGCGGGACUGGGCGGCAAGGUGGGAGGCUUCCGCCGGUAAAGGCUGCGCCCUGAAAGUCGCCCCGUUCCUCCUGCCGCGCCGUACCUUCUCCACAAGGUCCGGAAAGCAAAACAUUAUUCACAGCCAUGCAUCCCAUACAUUUCUUCUCACCCACACAGCCUUUACAUUGUUCAUUCGAUUUUGCACUAACAACCAUUAUUCCACACGCCUUUCUCCAUUCAUCAUUGUCUCUUAACAUAAAGAACAGUUCCACAUAUGGGACCUCGUCCCAUUUUCCUUCCCGUUUGCAAAAUAACAUUAAUUGCAUAAUCGUAUCAUAAUCUAAAGUUCCAUUCUCCAGCCAACGGACUUGAUCCUCUAAUGCAUAUUGCGUCCACCACACAUUACAGUAAUCAAUCAAUUUCCCUUUUUGCAUCUCUUGUCCAAACCGUCCCUCCUUCCAAUGACUCAAAAUACACCCUAACGGCGAUGACUUUGGUAUCGGUGGCAUUCUGAGCUUAUUUAAAUACAGACAGACAAACUAAAUUACAAAAUAUAAAAAUAUACCGAAUAAUUUACCAGACCAGACCACUGUUGCCUGAACCUGCAGGGCUUUAUACCGAAUAAUUUACCAGACCAGACCACUGUUGCCGAACCUGCAGGGCUUUUGCCACUGUCUGACGGACGGCGCCUAGGCUUUCCUUGGAGCUCCAUAGCCCAACCACGCACGGCUUUCGCCGUGUCUAACAGGCAGGCUUUUACCAGACCAGGAAAUGGUACCAAUACCAAAUAAUAAAGCACCGUCUCUUACCAAUGCCGUUGGUCCGUCGAGAGCACCGGAGGUCGGUCGCGGUCGAUGGCUCCCCGAGAAUCACUCGGUGCCAGCUGGAGCUGGAUCGAUGCGCGAGCCGCCUCAGCAAUGCUCGCGAGGUCCCAUCUGGGUCGCCAAAACUGUUAGCCGAGAGAAGAACACAUAACCACUCUAAGGAGGUUAUAUGUGGUGCUUUAUUCCGAGGCCCCGGGAACCAGGGGUACGCACCCAAAUCUGGUUCCAAAGACCAUCACAACGUGUUCACAAUUUAUGCUGUAAAGUAUUACAUAUGCAUCACCUUUCCCAAUAUGCUGAUACAUAUUCAUGACCUAUCCCCGCUUCGUAUUAUAAUGAGUACAAAAGUCAUUUCCAUAUGUUCUGCCCUUGCGCAGUGCCUCCUGGUGGUCGCGGGCAGGGGUCUCAAGAUGAAGUAAGUAGUCUUCCUCAGAUGAAGUAAGACGUCUUCCUUGCUGUGUACUUUUCACCUUUCGAGUCCUGGAUAGGUUCCAACGAUGGUGCUUGCACCAGCAUUCUCCUUAUCUCUCUCUGACUGGUACUGGUAUGCAUCUUCGUUUCUUAUCUUAAAAGUUCUGCUUUGAAGUAAUCUGAGGAGUACUGUUUCGCUUGGAUAGUCUCAUAUAUCUAUGUCCACAUCCUAGUUACCAAACUUCUCUGGCUUAGCAACAGGCUUAACGGAACACAAAUCAAGCAAAUCACAAGUCUAAAUACUCUAUAUAUCUAACACCCUGACAUGGCUCCGGCUGCCUCACGCCUGUGAGGUUCCUCCGAUGGUUCCGUCGGGUCCAUCUCCGCCGCAAUCCCCACAGGCCUGGGGGGCGGCACACGGGUGACUCCCCCUCGCCCGCCCCAUACCGCCACCAGCGGCUCCCGCCUGCCCCCUGCCGGCAACGCGGGCCCCGCCUCGGCGCCCUCAGCAGCCGCCAUGCGCGGCGGCCUGCCCCGCCGCCAUGGCGUGCCCGGUCGGUGGGAUGGUGCCGGUGUUACCGGGGCUCUACCUGGGCGGCGCGGAAUCGUGCUCGUCCCCGGAGUCGCUGGCGGCGGCGGGGGUGGUGGCGGUGCUGACGGUGGACGCGGAGGAGCCACCGGCCGUGCCGGGGGUACGGGCCAUGCACGUACGGGCGCGGGACGAGCCGCACGCCGACCUGCUGAGCCGCCUGGAUGACUGCGCUGCCUUCAUCGGCGCCGCAAGGGCGGGCGGCGGCGCCGCCCUCGUCCGCUGCCAGGCCGGGGUGAGCCGCAGCGUGGCCGUGGUGACCGCCUACCUCAUGAAGACGCAGGGACUCGGCUGGGAGGAGGCCUACGCCGCCGUCAGGGCCGCCAAACCCGACGCCGAGGUGAACCCGGGUUUCCAGGCGCAGCUGAAGCUCUACGAGGCCAUGGGCUGCGCCGUGGACAGCAGCAGCGCCCUCUACAAGCGGUACCGGCUGCAGGUGCUCACGGAGAGAUACCCCGAACUUCAGGACUUGCCUCGAGAGGUCUUUGCUGUUGAUCCAACCAGUAUAUGUCAGACUCCAAACACAGAGGUUCUCUACAGGUGCAGGAAAUGCAGGCGUGCUCUGUUCCGUAGUUCCAGCAUCCUCUCCCACACGGAAGGAAGCGGCCCGACAGCCUUUGCCCACAAGAGGAUGACGGACUCUGCUCAGCUUUGUGGUGACAGCCGUGAGAAGUGUACCUCUUACUUCACCGAGCCUGUGCAGUGGAUGGAGCCGGCGUUGCUUGGAGUAAUGGAAGGACAGCUGCUGUGUCCCAAAUGCAUGUCGAAGCUGGGCUCCUUCAGCUGGCGGGGGGAGCAGUGCUCCUGCGGCCGCUGGGUGACACCCGCCUUCCAGAUCCACAAAAGCCGCGUGGAUGAAGUGAGGACACUGCCGGUCGGGAACUUCCACACUGCCAAAACCUGAACUCCUCGCUUCUCUCGAUGGAUUUCUUACUGUCCAUGGAGAACUGGCCAGGCUGCAGCUGCCAGGACUGAGCUUGUGACCUCCACCCCUUUGGGCGACAGUGGGAUUACUUGCACAUCUACUCUGUUCAGGCUUGCUGUAUCUCUAAUAUAUGUAAAACAGCAAAACAUUUCCAUCAAAGAGGUGUUACACAGUGGUCAAACAGGUACAACAAUGCCUGAAUAUAAUGUUUUCAGUAUAUUCCCACUUUGUGUGGUGCUGUUUACAGGUGGUUUCAGCUCCUUAUUGAAAAGGAAUGCUAACUUCUGGGCUGUGGCCAGCACUGAUGCUGAUCUUCCCCUCCAGAGGUUCCAAUCACUUUGUCCAACAUUCAUAUUUAGAGACUUCAGGAGGUAUAUUCCAGAGCAGAGAAAAACUUUAAGGCUCUGCCAGAUUGAUUUAAAGAAAUCCCUAAAAUGAAGUAGUAAGGUGUUAAGCAAGCUGUGAGCUGUCCUGAGGGUAUGCUGUGUACACCACACGGGCACAGGGUUGGUUUGGUGUAAGAAAAGAGGAGAGAUAAAACCUACUUUAAAUCAAUUUUA
Strigops habroptila (Kakapo) is the source of this 6014-nucleotide messenger RNA. It is a transcript of the gene DUSP12, whose product is annotated as dual specificity phosphatase 12. Gene Ontology annotation, molecular function: protein tyrosine/serine/threonine phosphatase activity. The record is from RefSeq and is a predicted model, not a curated record. The transcript is spliced from 6 exons. Gene Ontology annotation, biological process: protein dephosphorylation. Gene Ontology annotation, cellular component: nucleus. The coding region runs from base 4483 to 5433 and encodes 316 amino acids. NCBI's taxonomy places the organism in Eukaryota, Metazoa, Chordata, Aves, Psittaciformes, Psittacidae.